AUGUUUAAUAGCUUUAGUGGAGGCAGCGGAUUAGCUGUUGCUUGGUCGGAGUCAGUUGCCUGUACAGUUUUAGAUGCUACACCGUCUUAUUUAGUUGUUGAGUGUCAGCAUCCUCCUUUAGGGAAGUUUGCAGUAAUCUUUGUUCAUCUCAGCUGCGAUGUAGGUGCUCGUCAGGUUCAACUUAAUGAAAUUAUCAUGUUUGUUUUGUCGUGUCCAUUACCAUUGUUUGUGGCAGGAGAUUUCAAUUGCCUCUUGUCCAUGGCAGACAAGGUGGGGGGUCGUCCUCUAGCACCCGCUGCCUUGGAUCAAUUGGGCGACUUUCUCCACGCAACUAACCUCACAAACUUGGGCUGUAUCGGGUCCCCUUAUACGUGGUCUAAUAGGCAAUCAGGUUCGAAACAGAUCCUGGAAAGACUUGACCGAUGCCUAGCUAACAAUCUGGUUUUGUGUUCCUGGCCUGAUGUGCAGGUACAUCACUUGACAGACCUAGGAUCCGAUCACCGUAUGUUGCUGAUCCGCUUUACUAAGACUCCGGAGUCUCGGCCACGACGGUUUCAGUUUGACAAGAGGUGGACGACAAACCCUGAAGUACCAGGAAUUUUUGAAACUGCGUGGGCUAAGAGAGUUCAAGGAACGACUCAAUUUCGAGUACAGACACAGCUAAAGCACCUGCGCCAUGAUUUAGUGGGAUGGGCUAGCAAAGGGACCUCCAACUCGGCAAGACAAAUACGUACACUUCGGCAGACUAUUGAAGAAGCGAGAGAGAGCCCUGUAGUAGACUUGGACCACAUAAAGGCACUUGAAAAUCAGCUGGGAGGUGCAUACAAACAGGAAGAAGCAUUUUGGAAACAAAAAUCCAGAGUGGGAAGGCUUCGAAAAGGUGAUGCCAACACAGGAUUCUUCCACCUCACAACGAUGCAACGACGCCGGAGGAAUGCCAUUCUGACUUUAUGUGACGAUGAAGGAGUCGUACAUACUCAGGAAGAUGCAAAAGCAAAUGUGGCCAUUACGUUUUAUCAACGGCUGUUCACGUCCAACGGCUCUGACCCAAGAGACUUUGUGAGACAAUUAGGGCUGCCAAGAGUGGUGGAUGAUUGA
Molecule: messenger RNA, 1098 nt
Organism: Linum trigynum
Lineage: Eukaryota; Viridiplantae; Streptophyta; Magnoliopsida; Malpighiales; Linaceae
Source: the annotation of a GenBank genome assembly